ACCGUCAGUGUAUAGGAAUAAAACAAGAGAGAAGAUAUUGGUUUCCAUCCAAAAACAGAAGAAAGUUUGUCCUCUCUCUUUCUCUGUUUUAUUAUCUACUCACUCGCAACAAAGAAGAAAGAAAGUGUUUAUAGAUCUAUCUAUUUAUCUAUCUAUCUCACACACUUUCACUUUUCUCUUUUUUUCCUAAUUCUUCUUCUUCUUCUACUUCCAAAUAAUACUAAUUCACAACACAAACCCUCUCUCUUUUUUCUUCUUCAUAUUCUUCUUUUAGGUUUUUGAGAAUAACAAUUUCAACAAUGGAUCUUAAUAACGUUAUUGUUGAUGAUGACGACGGAGGAGAAGGAGGAGGAGGAGGAGGAGAUCACACACGCGCCAACUCCUUCGAUUCCGUUCCUUGUUCAAUUUGUCUCGAAAUUGUUUCCGAUCAUGCUCUUAGAUCCUUCGCUAAGCUUCAAUGCGGUCAUCAAUUUCAUCUCGAUUGUAUUGGUUCGGCUUUCAAUAUAAAAGGGGCAAUGCAAUGUCCUAAUUGUCGGAAGAUUGAGAAAGGUCAGUGGCUUUAUGCUAAUGGCAGUCGAUCAUAUCCUGAAUUCAAUAUGGAUGAUUGGACACGUGAUGAGGAUGUAUAUGAUCUUAGCUAUUCUGAAAUGUCCCUGGGAGUUCAUUGGUGCCCCUUUGGUAACUUUACCCAACUUCCUUCUUCAUUCGAAGAACGAGAAUAUUCACCAACUCCAUAUCAUGAUGCGAUGGGACCACAUGCUAUGUUUACCGAGCAUUCAGCUUUGUCUUCUGGUAGUCAUCCCUGUCCAUAUAUUGCUUACGUUGGACCGUUACAUCCUUCCACCUCCAACUCUGGUGGAACUGUUUCAGAAGUUUCUAAUUUCAAUCAUUGGAAUGGUGGUCCACCUAUACAUGGUGACAUGUCAACCUCCUACACAAUUCCUGCAGUGGUUCUUCAUUAUCACAGUUGGGAUCACCCUUCCUCCCAUUUCUCCUCUGGCAGCAGCCAUCUCGGUGCUGCUGAUCAGCCCUCAAUAUCACAAAGUAAUCAGAGGCCAACAAGGGGUGGUUCGGAGGCCCCUAGAUCUGGAUCUUAUAUGCAUCCCUUCCCUGUUGGACACAGUUCUGUUGCUAGAGCCGGGAACUCCACUGCAUCUUCCAUGAUUCCUCCUUAUCCGGGCAGCAAUGCUCGUGCUCGUGAUAGAGUCCAGGCGCUUCAAGCAUACUAUCAACAACAGCAACCUCCGAAUUCUACCACAGUACGGGCACCUGUAGCUUCAAGCACUCGGAGAUCCAGCGGUCACAGUGGGCCAGCUCCAUUAGCACCAUUGGCCUCGCCACCAGACCAAAGUGGUAGCUACGUUUAUGUCCCAGGACGCAGUUUUCAAGAAGAAACCCGUCUUCCAAGUCACUUCCAUACAUGGGAAAGAGAUCACUUGCCUUCAUCGUCGUUAAACCAUGUUGGUAGAGACUCAAAUUGGAGACCACACCACCAGACUACCAGCGGGUCAGACCCAGGUUUAAGAUCUUCUAGCUUUCGAUUAAGGAGUGAUUCAGAGAGAACACAUUCACAAAAUCGGUGAUACACUUGUUUAUAUCAAACUACCAUUAUUAUGGUAAAUUAAAAUUUAUGUAUGCUUAAAAAAUGUUACAUAAUGCUUUGGCCUGGCUGGCGUGUUCUUAGACUCUAUAUAUACUCUAGCUGGCCUUGGAAUUGAUCCUUCUGGCAGCUAUGAGGCAUUGUGAAUGGACACUGACUUCCUCUGGUUUCGUUGCUUUGGAGGACAUAAAAUAAGAUGUUAUCUACUUGGAAUAUCAGAUUUUGUAAAAAAAAUACCGAGGCAUUGUCCUCAAGUGAUAAAUCAAGUCGAUGAGUGCACUAA
Molecule: messenger RNA, 1883 nt
Organism: Trifolium pratense (red clover)
Lineage: Eukaryota; Viridiplantae; Streptophyta; Magnoliopsida; Fabales; Fabaceae
Product: E3 ubiquitin-protein ligase RFI2
Exons: 6
Coding region: 300-1583 (427 amino acids)
Molecular function (GO): ubiquitin-protein transferase activity
Source: RefSeq, a predicted model, not a curated record